Molecule: messenger RNA, 5142 nt
Organism: Zophobas morio
Lineage: Eukaryota; Metazoa; Arthropoda; Insecta; Coleoptera; Tenebrionidae
Exons: 1
Coding region: 1-5142 (1713 amino acids)
Biological process (GO): DNA integration
Molecular function (GO): nucleic acid binding
Source: RefSeq, a predicted model, not a curated record
AUGACUAACGAAGAAUUGUUGCAAUCUCAAAUUAAGAAGCUCGCCGUACUGAAAUCUACACGGGAAAAGUUAUUUGCUCAAGUUCAAAACUGUUAUGACUCCGUGAAGAGAACCACCGUUGAUACAGCUCUUCAGUUCAAGCCUCGGUACGAAAAACUAGAGGUUAUUGAGAUAGAAAUGGAUAAGACUCAGAAUGCAAUUAUUCAGCUAAAUGCAGAUUUAUUGGAUAAUCGCCAUGCUCUCGAAGUCUGUAAGGUGCAAACAGCUUUCGAUGAUUUAGUAUUUAACACACGUGGUCGUUAUUUAGACCUGGUGAAGACACAACCUCCGCAGCAAACCAGCAGUAAUUCGGUCGCCAACAGCAACCAGCAUUUGCCCAGAAUAAAUAUCCCUACGUUCACCGGUCGCAUCGAAGAAUGGUCGGCGUUUUUCUCACUGUUCGAUUCGGUUGUCCACAAAAACGAUGCGUUAUCAGAAGCUGAAAAAUUCCAGUAUUUGCGCUCUUAUCUGCGAGAUGACGCAUUAACAGUCAUUGCCAAUUUUCAUUUAACCCCCGAAAAUUACGCACUGGCGUAUGAGGCAUUGCAACUUCGCUACCAGAAUAAAAGACGGUUGGCGACUCACUACGUCAAUCAAAUUCUAGGUUUUACUCCUUUAUCAUCCCCAAGUUCUAGCAGUUUGAGACAUUUUUUGAAUAUUCAUUCGAAUUCCAUUAAUGCUCUUAAGGCUUUGAAUCUUCAAGACCUUGGUGAUUUUUUGCUGUUUCAAUUAUCGUUUGCAAAUUUGGAUCCUGUAUCUAGAAAAGCUUUUGAGAAUAGGCAAAGUUCAAAUUCCGUUCCCAGCUAUCAGGCGUUAAUUGAUUUCAUAACGGAUCAGAAUCGAACGUACGAACUUCUCUCUCAGGACACAAAAUCACCGAAAUGUAAAUCUCUAUCAGUUAAGUCAUUUCGUGCUUCACUCAUGACAAAUGCCAAAUCCGAUGCCUACUCUACGUGCUCUGUCCCGUGCGUGCUCUGCAAAGGUUCACAUCCCUUUCCGGCAUGCAGCGAAUUUCUCCAGAAAACAAAUGAACAGAAAUAUGAUACGUUAAAGAGAUUGAGACGAUGUUUCAACUGUUUGGGUGCUCAUAAUCGAAAUGAAUGUCAAUCUCGUAAAACUUGUCGUAUUUGUCACAGCAACAAGCAUCACUCCGUGUUACACCAGGAGUCCAAGGUGGAUACCUCCGAAACUAGUACUUCUCCCUCUGUAGAGGAAAGAAAAUCUCCCGUUGUGUUUUCGUGCAAGACCUCAGCGGAGCGCAACACUGUUUUACUAGCGACUGUGACAGCCCUGAUCCAAGACUGUAAUGGAGAUUAUCACAAGAUAAGAGCUGUGGUUGAUCCCGGCUCUCAAGUAUCAGUGAUUACUUCAUCAACGGCGCAACAUUUGGGAUUAAAAAGAAGCAGAUCUCCCAUUGAAGUUACUGGCAUCGCCAGUUUUCCUGUCCGAACUCAAGGUCUCAUUCGUACCACUCUACGCUCUAGAACUCGUGCUGAUGUCGUAAACGUUCACGCUGUUGUCCUUUCGGAUAUUCCUAAUAAAUUUCCUAGUCAGACGUUACCUUCUCACAUUAAGGAUCAGUUCAGUCAUCUAACGUUAGCUGAUGAAAACUUCCAUCAAGCUGCUCGCGUUGAAUUCUUAAUUGGAGCAGAUCUAUAUCCUCACAUUUUAUGUAAUACGCAGCCUAAUGUUAUUCAAGGACAACCCUCUGCCAUUGACACAAUCUUUGGAUGGAUAAUUAUAGGCUCGAUUUCAUCUUCAACAAAUUCCCCCUUGUGUUCUCUUCUCACAUGCACCGAUUCUCUUGAUGAUACCGUUCGUAAGUUUUGGGAAACUGAGACUCUCGCUGAUAACCUUUCAGUCUCCAAUCCUGAAGAUGACUUUUGUCAAGCUCAUUUCAAGGACACGCACUAUCGCGAUCGUUCAGGCAGAUAUGUGGUAUCAAUGCCAGUCCGUGAGCAGCGCUCGCCGCUUCUCAGCAACCGAGAGACAACUCUGAACACUUAUCUCAAAAUGGAAACUCGAAUGUCUCGACGUCCUCAACUCAACGCUGCUUAUAUCACUUUUCUCCAAGAAUACCGCGAUCUCGGACAUAUGCAACUAGCCGCAAAACCUUCCGUGUACGUAAUGCCUCAUCAUUGUGUUCAAAAGGAAACUAGUUCAACUACCAAAGUGCGAGUUGUGUUUAACGGAUCCUCCCCUGACUCAAACGGGACAACGCUUAAUCAGCAACUUCUGCCCGGUCCUAAGCUACAAAAGGAUUUGAGCCACAUUCUCAUGAAUUUUCGCCUUCAUGCUAUAGCAGUCACAGCGGAUAUUCAACAGAUGUAUAGACAGAUUUGGUUGAAUCCAAAGCAACGUUAUCUCCAGCACAUAUUCUGGAGGCCAGAUCCCGCUUCUAAUGUGCAGGAGUAUGAGUUAAAAACAGUGACAUAUGGUUUAGCACCAUCAGCAUAUCUUGCUCAGCGUGUCCUUCUCCAGCUCGUCGAGGACGAAGGGCAUGAGUUCCCAUUGGCAGUACAAGCUAUCACAGAAAGCACCUAUGUGGACGAUAUUGCGCAUGGUGCCUCUACAGUUGAGGAAGCGAAGUCGCUACAGUUACAACUCGCAAACCUACUCAAUCGUGGCGGUUUCCAGCUGAGAAAAUGGGCUAGUAAUGAUCCAAUUGCUCUAGAUCAUGUUCCAGAACAGCAUCGUGAAUCUCCGUUGAAUUUCUCAAGUGACGAUCCUUCUAUUAAGAUUCUUGGAUUACGGUGGGAUCCUCGGUCUGAUACUUUCACCUAUUAUGUACAAGAAUUUGAUUCUCAAGUUACCAAGCGCACUGUUCUUUCUUAUAUCGCUCGAAUCUUUGAUCCCAUGGGGUGGUUAUCUCCAAUUGUAUUUUGGGCUAAGCAUUUUCUGCAACAGAUAUGGAUCUCUAAAGUGGGCUAUGAUGAUAUCCUGCCGCCUUCCCUAUCGGAGGCUUGGGGAAGGUUUUCUUCUCAAAUGCGGUGUCUACGCGCACUUAAAAUUCCUCGAUACAUUCUCCAAAGUUUGCCACGUUUGCUCUUGGUGGGAUUCUCGGACGCUUCCUCUAAAGGAUACUCCGCUUGCAUCUAUUUACAUGCGUAUGAUUCCAGUAGCACUUGUAGCAAUUAUCUUUUGAAGGCCAAGAACAAAGUGGCACCCCUCAAGACAUUGACUAUUCCUCGAUUGGAACUCUGUGGAGCGUUGUUAUUAUCUAGACUACUUCGUGAUGUGAUUAAAUCUCUUAAAGCCGUAAGAUUUGAAAAUGUUCAUCUCUAUACCGAUUCUCAGAUUGUCCUUGCAUGGCUCCACACCUCUCCUCAUCUUCUCAAAACCUACGUGGCCAAUCGUGUAGUUCGCAUAUUAGAGCAUACAUCUCUUCACCAAUGGGCACACACAGUGUCGAAUCAAAAUUCAGCCGACUUUGCGUCUCGAGGAUUAUUUCCCGAAGAGAUCAUGGAUUGUCAUUCCUGGUGGAAUGGACCAGAUUUUAUGCAGAAUCCGCCGUCCAAGUGGCCCGUAAGAUACGAUAAUUAUGUCGCACCCGAAGAGCUCCCUGAGCGUAAAAACGAUCCUAUAGUUUUGCGCAUUCAAGCCGACCCAGAAAAUCCUCUGUAUGAAGUUGUGUCACGAUUUUCUUCAUUGAGUAGACUACAACGCGCUUUCGCAUUUAUUCGCCGAUGGCUACUCCGAAUAAGAUGUCCCGAGAUGAAGGGUCCACUCUCAAGCGAAGAGAUGCGAUACUCGACCUUAUUGCUUGUGCGUCUCACACAGCAAAACCAUUUUCCUCUGCUCAUAGAAGAGUUGCGUUCCAAAGGUCACACCACAACUCCAUUAAAGAAGCUGUCCCCAUUCUUGGAUGCAAUGGGUAUAGUUAGGGUGGGCGGACGGCUACGACACUCCGCCCUUCCCCUAGAUGCGAAACACCCUCUGCUUUUACCUCAGAAAGCUCAUCUCUCGGCGUUAAUUUGCGACUACUAUCAUCUGUACGCUUGCCACGCUGGACCUAGAAGCGUGCAGACGCUUAUACAGCAGAAGUUCUGGAUAAUAUCGAUUCGAUCCCUCCUACGGCAGCGCAUUUUUCGCUGCAUUCGCUGUUUUAAGUUUAAAUCGAAACUUGUAUUUCCCUUCAUGGCUGAUCUACCACCAGCUCGAGUUCAACCUAGCAAACCGUUUUCCUCUGUUGGCAUUGACUUUGCCGGACCCUUCACGGUCAGGGAAAGUCGUCGACGUAAGGCCCACACAUACAAAGGGUAUCUCUGUUUAUUCAUAUGUAUGUCUACGAAAGCGGUCCAUUUAGAAAUGGUCUCGGAACUCUCCACGAAAGCCUUCUUAGCCUCGCUCAACAGAUUCACCGCACGCCGUGGUCUACCCUCUGACAUAUACUCUGAUUGCGGACGUAACUUUCUCGGCGCCGCUCGCCACCUGAGGGAGGUGAGUCAGUUUCUACGUUCGCACUCCUCUGAGAUAACGAGUUCCUUAACUUCUUUGGAGAUAAAAUGGCAUUUUAACCCUCCAGCCGCCCCCAAUUUUGGCGGCCUAUGGGAGGCUGCGAUCAAAUCCGCAAAGAGUCUCUUGUAUCGAUCAAUCGGCACCUCUCUCUUAACUUUCGAAGAGUACAGCACGCUAUUUUGUAAGAUUGAGGCGGUAUUGAACAGCCGUCCCUUAUGUGCCGUCACCUCUAACCCAGAAGACGCUGUAGAUUACCUAAGCCCUGGACAUUUCUUAGUCGGCAGACCGUUAUUGCAACCUCCUGAAGCUCCCUUGGAGGACAACUUGAAUUGUACCUGUCGGUGGCAACUACUCUCCCAGCUGUAUCAGCGGUUCUGGAAGAGGUGGUCUACGGAGUAUCUCCAUACUCAACUCCAACGUCAGAAGUGGAAUAAGGAUCAACCAAACAUUCAACCCGGCGCCAUUGUCGCAUUGUAUGGCGCAGAAACUACCCCCCUUUCAUGGCCGUUAGGACGCGUACAAGAGGUACAUCCUGGAACCGAUGGAGUCGUCCGUGUGGCCACAGUGAAAACCUCGACCGGUUUAUAUACGCGUCCGGUAAACAAGCUCGUGAUUCUCCCAACCCAAUUCUCAAUGGAGAAUUGA